This is a messenger RNA of Saprolegnia parasitica CBS 223.65, 1397 nucleotides long. Its product is annotated as TKL protein kinase. Gene Ontology annotation, biological process: protein phosphorylation. The transcript is spliced from 4 exons. The record is from RefSeq and is a predicted model, not a curated record. Gene Ontology annotation, molecular function: ATP binding; protein kinase activity. Lineage: Eukaryota; Oomycota; Saprolegniomycetes; Saprolegniales; Saprolegniaceae. Bases 108 to 1343 code for a protein of 411 amino acids.
GCGUUUCAAGUCGUCGCUGGUAGCAUGAACAUCAACCGGCCGCACAAAGGAGGCCUCAAGAUGGGCAACUUUUUCGGCACCUUUGGCUCGCCGAUCCGCACUCGCACAUGGAAGCGGCGGCCAACGACCGCGACGACCCGUUCCGGAAGCCGCCCAAGCCGCACCACCACUUGAGCCCGCACGAGAACGUGUACCAGCGCGCCAAGAAGAAGGACGACGAGCAGCCAGCAAAAGAACCCGCUGGUGACGAUGGCACGGACAUGGCCGACGUGGCGACCGUCAAGAACAACGGCGGCCGCGUCGAGCGCAAACCGUCGGCCAACGACUUUCCCGCCGAGCCACCGCGCGCGCCGCAGAUCCAGCUCGACGUGGCGCGCAAGGCCAAGAUCCCGCUCUUCUUGCGCUCGCCGCUCUUUGGCGGCCCCGAAGAGAAGCCGGAAGCCGUCCCGGCGCGUCCGGCGCCAGCGCCGGUGCAGCCACCGACGCCCCACGCGGUGCCGGCCGUCGGGCGCCCGGUGCAGUCGCGCAACAUCAACUUUAACGAAGUGUCGCUCGGCCGUGUCAUUGGCGAAGGCGCCUUUGGCAAAGUCCACGAGGGCAAGUGGCGCGACCGCCCAGUGGCGGUCAAGCUUCUUAUCUGCCAAGAACUGCGCCAAGACAUCCUCGAAGAGUUUCAGAGCGAAGUCGAAAUCAUGAGUGUUCUCCGGCACCCCAACAUUUGCCGCCUCCUCGGCGCGUGCAUAGACCCGCCUCAUCGAUGCUUGGUGGUCGAGCUCCUUCCGCGCGGGUCGCUCUGGGGUGUGCUUCGCACGAGCCGCUCGAUCGACGAACUCAUGCGCAUCGGGUUUAUCAAUGACACGGCCAAGGGCAUGAGCUACCUGCACAACUUCCAGCCACCGAUUCUCCAUCGCGAUCUCAAGAGCCCCAAUUUGCUCGUCGACCGCAACUACGCGAUCAAGAUCUCGGACUUUGGCCUCUCGCGUGUCAAGGCGCAUGUUCAGACGAUGACGGGCAACUGUGGCACCGUCCAGUGGAUGGCGCCCGAAGUGCUCGGCAACCAAAAGUACACGGAGAAGGCCGAUGUCUUCUCGUUCGGGAUCGUCAUCUGGGAGUGCGUCACGGGCGAGUGCCCGUACGACGGCAUGACGCAGAUCCAGGCGGCGCUCGGCGUCCUCAACCGCAACCUCCGCCCGGUCGUGCCCAAGACGUGCCCGCCCUUCCUGGCGCAGCUCAUGAAGGCGUGCUGGGCGCGCCAGCCGGAGCUCCGCCCGUCCUUUCUCCAGAUUGUGAGCGCGCUCCGCGACUACACGAUUCGCAAGAGCAUGGAAGAGCAGAAGCACUAACUUUGUCCUACGUUAUAUAACAAGAAACAACCUACCACGGUGUGUAGCAUGCAA